Messenger RNA from Oncorhynchus gorbuscha (pink salmon), 1626 nucleotides. RefSeq names its product tetraspanin-8-like. NCBI's taxonomy places the organism in Eukaryota, Metazoa, Chordata, Actinopteri, Salmoniformes, Salmonidae. The record is from RefSeq and is a predicted model, not a curated record. The coding region runs from base 116 to 883 and encodes 255 amino acids. Gene Ontology annotation, cellular component: membrane. The transcript has 8 exons.
UAACUCAGUACUGCCGACCACAUCGGCUACCCGGAAAACGGACACACUCACGAACAGCACGGACAGGUAGAGUUAGUUUUCUGAGAGCUGAAGUGUGGACCUGAUAAACACGACAAUGGCUAAACUUAAUAGCUCUUUCCAACGGCUUUUUGUCUUCUUCAACCUGCUGUUUGCGAUCGUUGGAGGUGUGAUUAUCGGCCUGGGACUUCUGGGUCAGUUCGCCUACAAUGACAGCACUUCAGAGUUUGAGAACCAGACCAAAGGGUUUCUGGUGAUGUAUCUGGUAGGAGGCAUCACCAUGGCCAUGUCUCUGCUCGGGGCGCACGGAGCACACAGAGAGAAGAGACGGUUGUUGUUUGUUUUGCAGAUGAUGCAGAUCGUGGAGGAGAAGUUCCGUGAGGGCCUGCCUCUGAACGAAGCCUCCCCUGAUGUUAGACAGUUCACUGAGAGGAUUCAGCUGAAUUUGAAGUGCUGUGGGCUGUUCAGUUACACAGACUGGGGCAACAACGUCCCUGACUCCUGUCUCUGUCAGGGGGAGGAAGAUCAGAUGGAGGGUACAUGCCUGAACAUUCCAUACCGGUUGUUGUUCUUUUCAGAGUUCAGGAUGACUGGACACCAGAAGCUGAUCUACAAACAGACCUGCUUCCCCAUCCUCGAGGGCUACCUGGCUAAAGCUCUGGACAUCCUGUUGGGCGUUUCCUUCGGAUUCGCUGCUCUGGCUCUCCUGGGAGCGGUGAUGUCUGCCGUCCUGCUGGCUCAGCUGAGGAGCUCUACCGGAGCGGUUCCUGUGGUGUUCAGUGUCAGCUCAUCCAAGUUCGGCUUCAGUUCCCACCCACCCAAGUACACCGAGCUUUACAACGAGCCUGAGAAGCCUGAGAAGUGAAAAAGCAGAAUGAGGUUCAGGAUGUGGUUAGUUAGAUGACAUGGUUUUAGGCUGUUGUUCAGUCUGGCUCAGCAUAGAAAUAGAACUACUAGAAUGGUUAAAGCCCCCACAACCAUGGAGUAUGAUCAAUAUAGUUGAAUGGGGAUUGUCUUUCUAGUGAUCUAUUUCUAUGGUGUCCAGACUCCCACUGUUUUCCUUCCACAUCUUCUUAUGGUUGUUGUUGUGUGUUUUUCAACGAGAGGUCUCCUUUAACUCUCUUUCUGAUUGUCAAACCAAAAAGGAAGGUGCUGCUUCCUUCUGUGUGUAAUUUGCUUUGAUUUUGAGUUCUACGUUUAAAGAGAAUCACCACCGGUGGUUUUAUACAUACGCAGCGAGUUCUGAGUAAAAAUGGUUGGAGAACGUUACGUUUUAUUUGCAGAAUGAGAGCUGGCAGGGCGUUUUGAAAAGAGGACAUCACAAAGAGAGAACCACUCUGAGAUAGUAAGGACAGAAUGUCAUUUCCAUAGGACUUUGAAUGUCAAAUCAUUUGCCUUGAAAGUGCAAUAAUAAAAAGGGGAACGAAAGGGAAGGUUGACAAAGUGAAACGGGGAAAUAAAUAUCUGGCGCUGACAGAAGUCCUGUAGCUUUUUACAAUGAAAUGGAACAACGUUAAGUGUUUUGCUAUGAACUGUAAAUCCUUAUAUGAAAUAUACAACAUGCCAACUGUUUUGCUCUCUGUUUCUAAAUAAAGCAUCUGUCUUCUA